Chilo suppressalis (striped riceborer) is the source of this 2505-nucleotide messenger RNA. The record is from the annotation of a GenBank genome assembly. Lineage: Eukaryota; Metazoa; Arthropoda; Insecta; Lepidoptera; Crambidae.
AUGGAGAUGUCGAGUGAUUCAGAUUUGGAAAAAAUAUUAGUUUUAUAUGCUUUAUCACGCAUUGCGUACUUGAUAGCUCUGGCGCUCUGUUUGACGGUAUUUUACCAUGGUAGUACAACACAUCUUAGCGUCAUAGCGCGGCGUCAAGUUAGCACUAUAACGCGCGCUAACGUCCUCCCCCUCACGUUUGCCCCGCCCGCGCCCAUCCACCUUGGACAACAUAAAGGCGCGCGGAUCCUCUAUCUCGGGAAUGUGUCCGCCUGUCUGUCGAGAUCCUCUAUCUCGGGAACGUGUGGAGGUAUCGAGUUGAAAUUCGAGGUGUACGAGGAUUUCGACGUAGAAUACGCCACGAAGUGUAGUGACGUCACACUAUGCUCCAACACGAAAGGCUUCUUCAAGACUCUCGCCGAGGAUAUGGUAUCUCUGGCCGAGAACAACGACUGGCUCCAGGAGUUCCAGAAGAUAGAAGACAGCAAGAAAAUAGAAGCUGUUAAGAACAACAAAGAGAUCACUGAUGCACUCGACGAAGUGUUCUCCAGGAUUCAACCCAUACACCGCGGGAAAGAUGCCAGGGUAUCUCACGAGAGACGACUUGCAGCCCAAAUUGCACUCAAGGACGAAGAUUUGACCAAAGCGUUGGGACUUGCCAGUCAGGCAGUUCUUAGAGCACCAAUGACAGGUGAAGAGGAAGUAAUUGACGGAGGGGUCUCGCUAGCCCUCGCAUUGUGGCUACGAUCAGAAGUGCUACUCAAAUCAGAAAAACAUAAGGCAGCAUUGGAAGACUUAAAACUGGCAUUGAAAGAGCGCCUACCAGCCAAGAUGAGAGCACAAUAUUACUGGAGAAUGGGCCAUUGUUAUAAAGGUGCUGGUGAACCAACUCGGGCAAAAGUUUCGUACGAGUUAGCUGGAAGACUACUGGCAAGCGAUGAGGAGGCCAAGAAGCGUCUAAUGAAGGACAUAGAGGCUUUGGACUACACGGUACAGUCCAGACCUCCGCCAGACAAACCAGCUAUCACGGUUGCUGGAGGCGCUAAGCAAAAUAUGCCAGCGAUGUCAAAACUGUUGAAGAUAACCGAGGAGCAGAACAAGGGCCGGUACGCAGUGGCUAAUACCCACAUACGCACAGGCGACGUUCUCCUAAUAGACCAACCAUAUGCCGCUUGCCUUCAUACCGACUACUAUGGGACGCAUUGCUUACAUUGCUUCAGAAGAUUAGAAGAUUGUGAAGACGAAGCGCCCGUGGGAUGCCCCAAAUGUUCAGCAGUUGUGUUCUGCAGCGUGCAGUGCCGCGAUACAGCUGUUUCCACCUACCACCCACACGAGUGCCAAUAUCUUGACCUGUUCAUAGGUUCGGGAAUGUCGAUACUUAGUCAAAUUGCCCUUAGAAUCGUUACCCAAGCUGGCCUAGAAACCAGUCUUGCCAUACACUCGAAAUACUUGUCGAACUCUGUAAAGACAGUGGAGGGCGCUGUACUAAAUGACAUAGAAGGUGUCACGAAGAAAUCAAAGAUGAAGAGUAGGAAAGAAAGGUUGAACCGGAGCAGGAAGGGCUUGAAAAGUUUCACAGACAAAAACAAGGAGGAAGACGUCACUCCCGACGUGAAAGUAGAAGACAAAAUGAAUUUCGAAGAGAAAUUGGAAUUAAAAUCUGCACAGUUUUAUUCUUUAUGUGCACACUCUGAACAAAGGAAAGGAGCAGAUUAUCUUAAAAGGAUUAUCAUGGCGAUGUUCCUCACAGAGUGCCUUAAGAAAACUAGUUUCUUUAAGAAGUGCGAGCGAGAAAAUCAGUUUACGGCGGAAAUGUCUAUAUGCGAGAUGCUUGUGCGCAACCUCCAGAUCUUGCAAUUCAAUGCGCACGAAAUCUAUGAGACGUUGAGAGGGGAACACCUGUACAAUGGAUCCAAGCCUGUUUACAUAGCGGUGGGUGUGUACCCUGUUGGAGCUCUCUUUAAUCAUGAGUGCUAUCCGGCAGUGGCCAGGUACUUUGAUGGAUCCAAGAUUGUGUUGCGUGCGACUCGCCCCUUGAGCCCGGGUGAUGUCAUUUCAGAGAACUACGGACCUCAUUUUCUGAUGCGCAGUCUCAAAGAUCGCCAGAGGUCGCUUGCGUGCAGAUAUUGGUUCAAGUGCGAGUGUAUCGCUUGUAAAGAGGAUUGGCCCACGCUGAAGCAAAUGAAUACUUCAGAACCCCCACUGUACUUACGGUGCCCAAACACAGAUUGUGCGGUGAAAUUCAGUUCGAACAAUUCCAAUUUAACGAGCAAAUGCAUGAAAUGCUUCACACCGAUAGACAAAGAGCUGAUGAAAAUCAAUUUGGAUAAUGUCAAUCGCUGCAUAAAGCAAUAUCAGGUGAGGAAUGAGCGGCAGGACGCGUUAAUUAGUCAAACCGAGACAAUUCUAGUUUCACAGUUAACAGAAAUUCUAAUUGGCACAGUCAAGACAACAGACGACCUCCGUGCCAGAGUCGUACAGGGUGGCACGAAACGAAGGAGUUUGAAUAGUCUAUAA